This is a messenger RNA of Daldinia vernicosa, 2297 nucleotides long. RefSeq names its product phosphoglycerate mutase-like protein. The coding region runs from base 568 to 2043 and encodes 491 amino acids. NCBI's taxonomy places the organism in Eukaryota, Fungi, Ascomycota, Sordariomycetes, Xylariales, Hypoxylaceae. Gene Ontology annotation, cellular component: fungal-type cell wall. The record is from RefSeq and is a predicted model, not a curated record. Gene Ontology annotation, molecular function: acid phosphatase activity. The transcript has a single exon.
UUUUUCUUUUUGUCUUAAUCAAUCGCGUUAAACUUCAUGUACUCUACCGAAUAUCAGGUUUUUGCUAUUUUAUGCCAGUUAAGGGGAUAAGACCAAUAAAAAAAAGUAUGGAGCAAUAUAGGUGAUAAUGUGUAAACACUUAAUAUUCGAUCCGCAUAGUGUAAAGUGACAAGCCCACCGCUUAAUGGAGGCAGAGAGAAGCUUUAGUUUUCAUUGGCCAGCAUUUCUAAACAUACCUGGUAGUGUGCACUAAUGCAGGACCGGACAGACAAAGCAGUCCGUCAAGAACCAGGAACAAAAGACGGCUUGAACGGGAAGACAGCAUAUGUGGGCAAACGGGCAAAUAAGCUUCUUCGUCCUUUGAAUUUGUUCCCUAGUGGCCGCUAAACCCCUGUCUAAUCCUUGUCCAAUGACGCCAACACGGUAAUGUUCGCUGGUCCUGGAUCCUCACCGUCAUCAUUCAUCGUCAUUUCGCAUUAUGUAAAUAAGACAUGCAGUCGUCCAAGUAGAUCAGUCAUGCCGGGGUGGUUUGGGGAGGGAUAAAAACGAAGGGUCUGCCUCUCUUCCAUGGCCUUAGCCUUUCUAUCUGAUACCGCGCAUUCUACGACGAGCACAAUGGCAUCGUCAUUCGUUAGAGAGCUGCUCCAGCUCAGUGCGCUCGUUCUUCCAAUACUUCAACCGUGUUCUGCCGCGUCUCUUUAUUCCACAUAUAAAUUCAACCCUCUAGAACAUCUUGGCGGCGUAGCCCCGUACUUCGAGCCCCAAGACCCACCGGCGUCGCCGUCACCUCCACAGGGUUGCUCGGUGUCCCGUGCAGUCUAUCUCUCUCGCCAUGCUGCAAUAUACGCCAACGACUACGACUAUGAAGCGUACAUUGACCCGUUCGUAUCCAAGUUAGAAAACAACACCGCGGUCGACUGGAGCAAAAUUCCAGCGCUCAGCUUUCUCGCCGGUUGGACAGCCCCGCUGACGGACGCGGAACAAGAGCUGUUGACUCGCGUGGGUAGACUAGAAGCGGCGCAACUUGGUGUAACGCUAUCUUUCCGGUACCCUAACCUCAGGCUGCCAUCUCGUAUAUGGACGUCGUCCGCCGAGCGCACAGAAAAAUCAGCCGAGUCGUUCGCGAGGAGUCUCGAGCUAAAUGAAGAUGGAAUCAACGUCGUGAGCAUUUACGAAUCGGAGGAAGCUGGCGCGAACAGCCUCACGCCGUACAAAAGCUGCCCGGCCUACUCAUCGUCGUUUGGCAGUGAUCAAUCAGGAGUCUAUCUCAAAAAGUUCACCCAGCCUAUAAUAGCAAGACUGAAUGCGAUAGCCCCCGGGUUUAAUUUUACAGCCAACGACGUGUAUGGCAUGAUGGAACUGUGCGGGUACGAAUCUGUUAUUCGUGGCAGCUCCCCAUUCUGCGACCUGGACCUCUUCACGCCAGACGACUGGCUUGGCUGGGAAUAUACGGCGGAUAUCAUGUACCACUACAACGUGGGAUACGGUAAUCAGAUUUCUGGCGUUGUGGGAUUACCUUGGCUUAAUGCAUCGGCAAGCCUACUUUUAGAAGAAUCGUCUGGAAAGCAAGACAUCUUUGUUAGCUUUACUCAUCGAGAGCUACCUCCUAUGGUCUUUGUUGCCAUGGGUUUGUUUAACAACUCCGAGUUCAGCGGAGGCGAGGCUAUUAAUGAUACGAUGCCGCUGGACCGUAUCAACCACCGGCGCGCGUGGAAAAGUUCGCACGUGUUACCUUUUCUGAGCAACGCGGCUAUCGAAAGGCUGAAUUGUUCAGGUAGUUAUGGUUACGAAGAUGGUGACUAUUAUCGGAUACUAGUGAAUAGUGCGCCUCAACCAUUACCUAACUGUGCCGAUGGGCCGGGUACAACUUGCUCGAGGGCAGGGUUUGGACAGUACCUUGAAGAACGAGUCGACAUGUUCCAAGGGUUUUCUGAGAGGUGCGGGGUGGACUACGAUAAUUCGACCGAUAUCUUGUCCAUUUAUACGGAUGCAGGAGUAGGUAACGGGACUGCUGUUGGAAAGAGGUACGAAGCGUUCGCAUGAGAGAUAUUUUGAUUACCUGCUACCUUAGGUAGUUUAAUGUGUAUUGUAAUGGAGCUAUACGUCGAUAUGAGAUUAUUGUAAGAUUAUUGUGAGAUUAUUUGUUGUUGGAUGUUAGGUACUUUUCAAGGUUCACCACCAGCUUAAUCCUAGUGGAUACCUAGGUACAUAGGUAGACCCCGCAAUCCGGGUACAUAAGGUAUAAUUACGUAAGUACUUCCUUCUAACGGUAGGAUGUACCUAGGUAGUUACCUCCC